CGAUGGAAUAUAUUAAGAAGACGCAUCAUUAGUAAUGAAGUUUUUACCGUAUGAUUGUAAUGCAUGCAUUCAUUAAGUUGAGAGCUAGAAGUUUCAAGAAAUUUCAAAUGAAGAUGUUGCCAAGCAUGCCACAAUUCCGCGUCCAGCUGGAGGUGGACAUUGGGCACACACCCAACUCGUGCCACAUAAAAGCCUCAGCAGCCGCCAAUUGCUAGACACAAUAUAAAGAACACUCUGAGAGGACAGAGCAAGCUGUACCUUUAUCUGCACGAGACGUAUUCUACCUUACUGAAGUGAUAAACGCUAGAGAAAUAUGGAGAACAAAAAUACUACCACUCUUACUGAACAGAAACCAGAAUCUCCCAACUGCAAAGAGGAUUCACUUCUCCCCAUUGCUGAGAAGGGACUUUUCUUCCACGAUUCCUUCUUUGAGGAUAUUCAGAAGCAAUUUGAGACAGCCAUCGACCAAAUCCUGGAUACGUGGGGAGAAGCCAAAUCCGUGAGUGAUCUGAUGAGUAGCUACAGACAUGUAAGAGAGCGUAAUCUGCAGCAAGAGAGCCAAGUCAUGGCCUUCAGCGAAGACGACCAGAAUCACAAGGUUGUGCUGGAUGUUGAUGACUUCAAGAAUGGAGACGUUAAGGUUAGAGUGGAAGACAAUCAGGUGGUGGUGGAAGGUCGAGUGGAAAAGGAAGAGGAUGACUUCAAGUCCACGAAAAGCUUCUGUCGACGUUUCAACUUCCCAGGCAAAGUGAACAUGGAGGCUGUGAGUUCCGCAGUGUCUUCCGAUGGCGUCCUGACUAUCACGGCUCCGAAGAUUCCACAGGCAGCAUAGAAAAAUAUAUUUCAAUAGCUGAAAUUACAGUAUACGUUAAAAGCCAAUGUAUAUGUCACUAUUUAUUAUUGAUUUGCAUAAUGUAGAAAUUCUUAUUAUUUACUGAUUUAUUCUUUUUAAUAAAUACUUGUUUA
Messenger RNA from Penaeus monodon (black tiger shrimp), 966 nucleotides. RefSeq names its product protein lethal(2)essential for life-like. The transcript is spliced from 2 exons. Lineage: Eukaryota; Metazoa; Arthropoda; Malacostraca; Decapoda; Penaeidae. Bases 314 to 832 code for a protein of 172 amino acids. The record is from RefSeq and is a predicted model, not a curated record.